This is a messenger RNA of Physcomitrium patens, 2024 nucleotides long. RefSeq names its product 3-ketoacyl-CoA thiolase 2, peroxisomal. Gene Ontology annotation, molecular function: acetyl-CoA C-acyltransferase activity. Gene Ontology annotation, biological process: phenylacetate catabolic process; fatty acid beta-oxidation. Lineage: Eukaryota; Viridiplantae; Streptophyta; Bryopsida; Funariales; Funariaceae. The record is from RefSeq and is a predicted model, not a curated record. Gene Ontology annotation, cellular component: peroxisome.
AAAUCCAUGAUCAGGGAGUGUUGGCGGCGUAGGACAACAUUCGAGAGUUGCUCUAUCCACGAAUCGAUGUGUAAUCUUGUUCCGGAAGCAACGUUACUACCUUACGGAUCCUGGGGUGGGGCAGUGAUUUCUGAGAUUAGUCAACACACAAGGCAGAGUUGGUUUCGGUUGGAUUAUGUUUUGGGGCACUUUUAGAUGAAUAAUCGCGUACAGAUAUAUUUAUCUAAACUUAAGGGGAGGAAAGUGAGGUGGGUUCCUUGGAGUUAUUGGCGAGGAAUUAGCCGGUGACGUUUUGGCAAUCCUGGCCACCGUCGUUGGCCCGCAUCGUAAGCAACCAUGCAAACGUUGCUCGUUUCUGCCUUUCAACUACAAAGCAAUCGUCUCGCUGCGGACUUGCGCAUAUUCUCUGCGGACUUUGCCAGGUGCUGUUGCAGAUCGGAAGUAAUUAUCGGGUAGCGAGUUUGUAAGACGAGGGAGAUUGUUUUUGUGGGGAAGGAUUACAGCGGCGUUGCAGUCAUGGAGAAGUCCACGAUGCGCCAGCAGGUGUUGCUUGACCACUUGAAGCCCGAGACUGGGCGAAGGGCGGUUGCUAAUGUUGUGUCGUCGAUCUGCUCCGCCAACGACAGUGCACCUUACGCACGUACCACCGACUUCCUAGACGAUGUCGUUAUUGUGGCUGCGUAUCGCACGGCGAUUUGCAGGGCGAAGAGGGGAGGAUUCAAGGAUACUUAUCCCGAUGACCUGUUGGCGCCAGUCCUUAGAGCUGUCGUUGAGAAGACAGGCGUCAGUCCUGCCGAGAUCGGUGACAUUGUGAUAGGCAGUGUCCUCGCACCUGGUGCUCAGCGUGCUAAUGAGUGCCGUAUGGCUGCGUUUUUCGCUGGAUUCCCAGAAACUGUGCCCGUUAGAACUGUGAACAGGCAAUGCUCAUCUGGACUGCAAGCUGUUGCGGAUGUAGCGGCAGCUAUUAAAGCAGGUUUCUAUGAUAUUGGUAUUGGAGGUGGAUUGGAGUCGAUGACUGUUAAUCCCAUGGCUUGGGAAGGCUCCGUUAAUCCAAGGGUGGAGGCUGAUCAAAGAGCUCAAGAUUGUCUACUACCCAUGGGUAUCACUUCCGAGAACGUCGCAGAGCGCUAUGGAGUUGGUCGCAGACAGCAAGAUGAAGCAGCAGUCAAAUCGCAUGCGAAGGCAGCAGCUGCCAGAGCCUCUGGCAGGUUCAAGGAUGAGAUUAUUCCUGUGCAGACCAAGAUUGUAAAUCCUAAAACUGGAGAUGAGAAGAAGGUAGUCAUCUCAGAGGAUGACGGUAUUCGACCUGGGACAUCCCUCGCUGAUUUGUCAAAGUUGAAGACAGUUUUUAAGAAGUCUGGCACGACUACUGCAGGAAAUUCUUCGCAAGUGAGUGAUGGAGCAGCUGCUGUGCUGCUCAUGAAACGCAGGACUGCUUUGGAGAAGAAUUUGCCUGUUCUAGGUGUCUUCAGGAGCUUCGCUGCUGUAGGUGUGGACCCAUCUGUUAUGGGUAUCGGUCCUGCUGUUGCCAUUCCCGCUGCUGUUAAGGCAGCUGGCCUAGAGCUCAGCGACAUCGACCUUUUUGAAAUCAACGAGGCAUUUGCAUCACAGUUCACAUACUGUGCUCAAGAGCUGGGACUAGAUGAAGAGAAGGUGAAUGUGAAUGGAGGUGCUAUGGCUCUUGGUCAUCCUCUUGGUGCCACAGGUGCACGAUGCACGGCAACUCUCUUGCACGAGAUGAAGAAACGUGGCAAGGAUUGUCGAUUCGGUAUCGUGUCGAUGUGUAUUGGAUCUGGUAUGGGAGCUGCUGCAGUGUUUGAGCAGGGAGGUGCCAUAGAUCCGCUCAGCAAUGCGCGGGCUGUUGGUCAAAACAACUUGCUCUCAAGAGAUGCAAAGUAGACAGUUGGUAGCAUAUAAGCCCACAUUUAAAGUUGCUAUGAUUCUGUAAAGAUAUCUGUCCAUGGAUUUUGUUCCACAAUGCGCGAUCAACUUUAUUCAUUUCCCAUUCUGAAGUUUUCAGGUUU